This is a messenger RNA of Linum trigynum, 891 nucleotides long. The record is from the annotation of a GenBank genome assembly. Lineage: Eukaryota; Viridiplantae; Streptophyta; Magnoliopsida; Malpighiales; Linaceae.
AGUGAUCAAGUUUUUGGCGCCGUUGCCAGGGAGUUACGGUAACUAGUUGAAAGAGUUAGGUUGUUAGUUUAGUCAUUAUUUCUUGUUUAGUUGUUUAUAUUAGUAAUAGUAUUGCAUAGUACGUUUUAUUUUUGUGUUUUGUUUUUCACCCACUCUUCCCCCCAAAGGGUGGUUUGUAUGUGUUUAAUUUUCUUUUUAGUGUUUUUAUUGUGUAGAAGCUUUUGAAUCAUGGAUCCUUAUGACUUCACCAAAGUGUGGGGGUAUUCAUCAAUACCCGAAGAUGGUUACCCCGAAGCUUCAGGGAGAAAUCAAGAUGGUGGAAGUCAAGGGUUCAGAUUCUUUUACCGACCCCCAUUCCAAGAUGAAGAACCAUACCAAUGGGGAUACGGAAAAGCUUCCCCAAUCCAAGAAGACUUCCAUCCACAACCAGAGCCAAUAAAUGGAUUGGAAUUCUUGGGUGGAGUAGUUUUCCCGGGGUUUCGAUGGAGCAUCCUCAAGUGUGGAACAUUCUUGCUACACUCCACAAUCUUCGAUGAGCCAAUUGGAGAUCACGAUGGAGUGGUUCAUCCGAGAUACCGAAGCAUGCUCCGAUGUGGAAUCCUCAACCAUCAUCCCUAUUGACUCAUCCUUACUACAAACAUUGGAGGAGAUCCUCUGAAAAAUAGAGAGACUAGGAGAGAUUGUCAAGCAAGCAUGUGCACGACUUGCUCAUAAUCAUAUCCUACCAUUUGAAGAAGAAAAGGAGGUCGAAGAGGAGAGAAGGAAAGUUGUGGAUGAGGAACCAAGCGUCAAAGAAGAGGAAGACCUUGAUCGUCCCCAAGUGGAGGAACAAAUUGAAGAACAAGGCAGGUUGAGGAUGAAAAUGAAGUCAAAUAUAAGGACAAGGUUUGG